AGUAUCGAUACUUUGAAGGUUGGGAGUCACGUUCCCUCCGAUACUAGAUUUGGCUGAUGAUCAAAUACUGUCAGCCACGUAGAAGUCUUUUGCUUCUUUAGAUCAAAUACUGCAAGAAAUAUUUCUCCCGAGUUCACAAAAGAAUGUAAAAGAACAAGUUUGCAAAGAACAAGCACAAAAAUAGCGUCUGUAAAUCACUUGUUCGCCCGGUGUUUGGUUAGUUCGCUCCCUUUCUUUGCUUCCGAGUUCCGGCUAUUACAACAUCGUACGAGGAAUUCAUAAAGAUACGUGACUGGGGUCUCUCUAUGAAGAUUGUUCGUAAAGAUCUCGUUCCCGAUGGACCGGGCAGCGUCAAGAUGAUUCCGGAGGAGUCGGAUGAUCUUUGGCUUGCUUAUAAUCUGGUAGCUGAGGGCGACAGCGUAUUCGCCGUUACUGUCAGGAAAGUGGUGAGGCAAAUGGCUUCUGGUGGAAGAGAUGCAGAGCGUGUUAAGCUGAAGUUGGAAAUUAAAGUUGAGGCUGUAGAGUACGACAAGGAAGGGUCUGUCCUACGUAUACGUGGCAAGAAUAUCCUCGAGAAUGAACAUGUGAAGGUUGGGGCAUUCCAUACCCUAGAGAUUGAGCUACAUCGACCUUUUGUAUUAAGAAAGGAUGUCUGGGACUCUUUGGCAUUGGAUGUACUCCAGCAGGCCUCAGAUCCUGCUGCAAGCGCUGAUCUAGCUGUGGUUCUAAUGCAAGAAGGAUUAGCACAUGUGCUUCUUGUUGGCAAAAGUGUCACAACAACUCGUUCUCGGAUAGAAACCUCGAUUCCUCGCAAGCAUGGUCCUGCAGUUGCUGGUUAUGAGACAGCUUUGAAUAAGUUCUUUGAGAAUGUUUUACAGGCGUUUAUAAAGCAUGUUGAUUUCAAAGUUGUUCGCUGUGCUGUUAUUGCAAGUCCAGGCUUCACAAAGGAUCAGUUUCAUCAAUACUUACUACUUGAGGCAGAAAGGAGACAGUUAAGGCCAAUCAUUGAGAACAAGUCACGUAUACUUCUUGCACAUACCACCUCCGGUUACAAACAUAGCUUGAGGGAGGUUCUGGAUGCACCAAAUGUCAUGAAUUUGAUAAAAGACACGAAAGCAGCACAAGAGGUGCGGGUUCUCAAGGAUUUCUUCAGCAUGCUCUCAAAUGAUCCAGCUCGAGCAUGCUAUGGGCCAAAGCAUGUUGAGGUUGCACAUGAGCAUAUGGCUAUUCAAACACUUCUAAUCACAGAUGAUCUCUUCAGAAAUUCUGACAUAGCAAUGAGACAAAAGUAUGUAAAUUUGGUUGACUCAGUCAAGGAUUCAGGUGGCAGUGCAUAUAUAUUCUCUUCUAUGCACGUAUCUGGAGAACAACUAGCACAACUUACCGGAAUUGCAGCCAUUUUGCGCUUUCCACUUCCAGACCUGGAAGACAUUGAAAUGUGAUAUUACAUUCCAAGGAUAAACAAUGCUGGAGCCUGGAGGCUGUGAUGGAGCCUGGAGGCUGUGAUUAAUUACAACAUGUCUGGAGGCUGUAAUAGUACCCUUCUGUUAGUUACAACAUGUCUGUAUAUCAUACUUUUAAUUUAAUUUAUUAGGGGCAAACAAUGCUGGAGCCUGGAGGCUGUGAUGGAAUCCAACGGCACAAAAAAAAAGGAGUUUUUGUAAGGUUGCUGGAAAUGUAGAAUCAAAUUUAAUUAUGAAUGUAUACCAUGAGCUCUGAAUCGGUGUAUGUUAUGCACACAUGUUUGUGAUCUUGACGAAUUUGUGAUCAUUUGAUAAGUUGAUAUCAUGCAA
This is a messenger RNA of Nelumbo nucifera (sacred lotus), 1793 nucleotides long. RefSeq names its product Eukaryotic release factor 1 (eRF1) family protein (gene PEL1). Gene Ontology annotation, cellular component: cytoplasm. Gene Ontology annotation, biological process: nonfunctional rRNA decay; nuclear-transcribed mRNA catabolic process, no-go decay; nuclear-transcribed mRNA catabolic process, non-stop decay. Lineage: Eukaryota; Viridiplantae; Streptophyta; Magnoliopsida; Proteales; Nelumbonaceae. The record is from RefSeq and is a predicted model, not a curated record.